AUGUUUUCCGCAAAGUCUUCGGCGCCAGCGACUGGAGGGUUGACAGUCAACACCUCCGCCGCAAAUUCACUCUUACCCGACGGCUCUGCUUUCUCUCCAAUUUGUUCGGGCAUUGCAGGCACAAUCAGAAUCAUGGGGUUGAGGAAAAGAAGAACUGCAAAGUCCAAGCAGGACAAUGAAGAGGAUGAUGAAUUUGCUGACUUUGAGACACUGUUGAAACGCAUGACAUCGAACAGUGGCAGUUCCAAUGCUCAAACCACUUCUUCUACAAGUCAACCGACCACCACGAGUACAACCGGGAGUACAGGAGGCCUUUUCGGAAACUUGGGUAGCUCAACCAGUCAGUCUAAACCUGGCGGGGGAUUGUUUGGCAGUACCACGAGCGGGACUACACAGGGUCAGAGUGGACAAAGCUUGUUCUCGGGGUUGGGCUCGAACACCACAAGCGGAGCGCAGCAAAGUGGGACGACGACGACAACGACAUCGCAGCCACAGUCUGGAAGUUUAUUUUCGGGCCUGGGAGGAACUUCUACCAGCAAUACGACGCAGCAACAAAGCGGGGGGAGUCUGUUUGGAAAUCUAGGAACCUCGUCGACGACCCAGACUCAAUCGAAAUCCCUCUUCGGCGGCCUUGGGAGCUCAACUACUGGAAGCAGCCUCUUUGGAAAUCAAAAUACUUCUCAACAGCAGCAGCAACAACAACAGCAACAACAAAAGCCAACACUGUCUCUCUUUGGCAAUCAAAAUACUGGUACAUCGCAACAGCAACAGCAAGCGUCAGCCGCGACCGGAACCGUCGUUCCCGGUGUCAAAGUCGAUGUCAGCAACUUGCUACCCACAACCAAGUUCGAAAGUUGUUCGGACGAGUUGAAGAAGCAAAUUGAGGCCAUUGAUACUUUCAUCCUUAAUCAAAUCCACAUGUGCAAUGAAGUUUCGGAUCUCCUGCCCACAAUUGCCAACCAAGGAGCCACCAUCCCCAACGAUGUUGAGUUCGUGCAAGGCAAGCUCGAUACAAUGCAGCAUGCACUGGAAAACGAUGCCGGAGAUAUUGAUCAUGUGCGGAAAUUGGUGUCCCGUGAUGCUGCUGAGGCACAGGUUGCUUUUCGUGCGAUCGAUAAUCUGAAGCUUCCGCUUCAAUAUCAGUCUACGGGUGGAGGAUGGUGGUCAGUGUCGGAGCAACAACUUGCCGAACGACAGUCACUGCGUUCAUCGAUCAGAAAUAGGAAGAGCACCCUCGCUCUCCCGGAUGACGUGGAAGCUGAUCCUUCGACGGUGACGUCCGUGAACGGGGUUCCUGUGAACCUUGUUGAUUACUUUUCACACCGGGCUGACGAGAUGCGAUCCGUGCUUGACAGCUACAAGCGGAAUCUCAAAGAGAUCGAAGACCAUCUGCACGGUGUCGAGGCCACGCUGAGCAGGCAGAUUAACGAAUUUGUCGCCUCGCGGAACCGGGACGGCACAGCAGGCACCUCAGGAGCGGCCAAGUCGCAGCUGAACGACCUCGCAGCUGCUCUCAGUGACGUGGAGGCAGGCAUAUUUGGUGUUGCCAGCAGGCUGGGUGGCGUCAAGGAAGAGGUGCAGGAAUUGGUCUUGGGGCCUCCAAACGGAGGUCUUGGACUGCGGAUUGGCGGUUCCGGUAACUGCGUGGUUCUGGCGUCUUGGAUGCGGAAUUCUUUUUGCAUGUUAGAAAACCGAGUCCGGCAAUGUCUGAUUAAUUUGCAUAGGCUUCGUAAUGACAGGCUUUGA
This is a messenger RNA of Rasamsonia emersonii CBS 393.64, 1746 nucleotides long. RefSeq names its product Nucleoporin NUP49/NSP49. Gene Ontology annotation, cellular component: nuclear pore. Lineage: Eukaryota; Fungi; Ascomycota; Eurotiomycetes; Eurotiales; Trichocomaceae. The transcript has 4 exons. The record is from RefSeq and is a predicted model, not a curated record. Bases 1 to 1746 code for a protein of 581 amino acids. Gene Ontology annotation, molecular function: structural constituent of nuclear pore. Gene Ontology annotation, biological process: nucleocytoplasmic transport.